Molecule: messenger RNA, 3942 nt
Organism: Hymenoscyphus albidus
Lineage: Eukaryota; Fungi; Ascomycota; Leotiomycetes; Helotiales; Helotiaceae
Source: the annotation of a GenBank genome assembly
CUGGACCUCCCUCGCUAAUGACCGUGAUAUCAUGAUAUGCAUCCCACCUCACCUGCACCCUCUAUUAUACAGGAAAGCCCUCCUUACACCUACAAUGAGCGUCAUAAAAAGAGACAAGGAAAGAAAAAAAACGCCCACAAGCCAAUUACCCUUCCUGGAAAACCCAAUCAAUCCAACGCCUCAUGAAAGAAUCUCGAUAUUACCGAUGUCCAAACAACGCAAACUCAUCCUCUUCCUCCUCCCCUUCAUCCUCCUCACAAUCAUCCAUCAUCGAAUCAUCAUCCGAGGACUCUUCUUCCUCGUCCUCAUCUAUUUCGUCGAUGUUUUCGGCGGAGGUGACACUUCUCGGCUCAUCUCUCCCCCAGAAAUCAAGAUCAUCUUCGUCCGCCGAGUCAUCUGUUUCGACUGAUCCAACAUGCGGCGGUGGGUCAAAGAAUCCCGAUCCACGAACUGGGGACACGGAUCGGGAGAUACGUUGAGGUCUAGAAUAACGGGAGAAGCAAUUUGCUCGGUCAUUUGGAGGUGGUAGAUCAUGGGAGGAAUGUCUCCUGCUUCGACCACCCAUGGCUGGAUUCUCGCCAUUGGUGGGAUCGAGGAUAGGAGUGGCUUCAAGUUCCCUGGUCUCAAUGACUGGUACCUCUACAGCAGGAUCGCUAAGAAUUGAUAAUUGCGCUGUGUUAUAAGAAUCGCAUAUAGCACAUUUGAGGCCUAACCAGUGGUAUUUGACGGCGCUCUUGGCAUAACAAUCGUUGCAGGAAACCAUGGCUUUGGUAUCUUGAAAUUGAGGUGGCAUUGGUUGGCCGUCAAUAGCUCGAUCCAGAUUUCGAAACUGGGUCUCCAUGUUGACCGUACUUUUGCUGCAAAUGGGACACUUGUAUGAGGACUUCAUAUGUUCAUCGUAGCAUUUCUUGUGUAUUGCGUGGGAACACAGCAUGAAUACAACUGGGGAGGGAGAUGUGAACAUAUAUUCACCGCAGAUUGGACAGUCGCAGUCUGAUACCCGUUCGAUGCAUUUGUGAGAAUGCUCGACGGACAUGGACAUACAAACACCGCAAGUCUGUAGAAAUGUUAGCAACAGCACAGAUAGAUAUUUUGGAAGUGCUUGCCUUGCAAUGGAAAAAGUCUUUGCCCAAGCCUCGACCUUUCCUGCAGAUGCCACAAUCAUUGCAGUGAUAUAUACUCUUAUUAGAGUCGUUAUCCCAGAGUUUGCAUACACCACAAUAAUACCAAGCCGUUCGUUCUCCACAAUCGACACAGAACUCUCCUGCCCUCUGAGCGCAACCACAGAGCAUACAGAGCAUGUUCUUGGUUGCCUUUCGAUUGAGAACAUGGUCCUCCGCUUCGUCGUGACACAACCGGCAGGUAUACCACUUCUCACAUGCUGAGCAUUGCAAUUUAACAUUCCUUUUGUAAUGUUUACAUCCCAAUACUGGAACUGAUUCUUCCAUACCACAGGCAUAUCCAUCCUCGUCUAAUUCAGGGGGAUCCGCUGGAGCAUAUGUACGUGCAAGAUCACUCGGAGACAGGUGGAAGGUAUGCUGUUCGUUUGGAUUCGGCACAUCGACUGCUCCAUUCAUUUGCCAAAUGAAAGAAGUCAACGUGUCGGGUGUUGUUGGCCUCUCCUGACUUAUCAUUCUACCUGGGAGCGUCGCGGGCUGCUUGCCUUUAAUCUGCGACCUCUGGGCUUUUGCGUAACUUCGAGUAAGCAGCAUAUGCAUUAGUCGUGCCUUUUCGUCUGCAGAAGCGUCCAUGGCUUGGAUUACGAUAAUUUGCUGGCGUAGAGGCCCCAUCCCAUCGUCUUCGGGCAGGGAGCUAUUUCUGUGAUGUGUAGCCUCCAUAGUCGAGCUUCGCGAAGGGCCCUCGGCGGGACUCAUUCUGACAUCCACUAUGCUCUGACUUGUACUGGUUCCUCCUGAAUUUGUUCGAAGCCCUCGAGGUAUCCCAAAAGAUGGAUUGUUCGAAACGUCGUCGUCCACAUCGUUCGUGCUUGGUCGGGAGUAACCUAACCCAAGCGGUAUAGAGUGCCCAUUAUUCGUUGGUGAAUCUGGUCGUCGGCCGUUCCCUAGCACUUCUAAUUCAUCCUCGAGUCCAUCCUCGCUCUCGACGGGCGACGAGGUGAAUGGACCCCCAGAUAUGCUUCCUUCAGUAAUUCUUCGUUCAGUCUUGCAUUCGACCUGCCCUUUUACCUCCUCUCCUACAUCCUUCACCACAUACUCAUGUCUGCUGUCACCAAGUACUCGCUCGUUCGUUGCGGCGGGGGGAAUUAUAUCAUCGGCGCCGUUACGGGAGAAGCGUCUGGCGGUUCGUAAGACUGGAUUUAUGAUAAAUUCUGAUACGAGAGAGGUCAUUUGGUGAUUAUGUGUCUCAUCUGGUGAGCAUCGAGUUUCCUAUUACUUGUUCAAUAUAGCAAACGUCGAGUCCUGUGCAGGUGGGCUGACAGGUCCAAGGCAAAAAGGUCGAAACCUAGGUAAGGAUUCCAUUUAAUAUGACGGUUUCUGUGACAGCCCAGGGAGGCCCGUAAUCGCACGUGAACCUUGCGAGCUGUCCGGGGACGGAGGCGGAGCCGGAGGUCCUGUGAAGUCGGCCGGGGGUCGGAUCGGGGAUUUUUAGGGUUCUGCUAAUCAUGCCAUGGGUGCCAUCUAAAAUCUUAGCUUUAGGUAAGCUCCCCCUCCUCAUUGGGUUCCCAGCACAUUGGACACUCGACGACGGUCUGCUGCUAGCGUUCUCUCAAAAUCUCGCCAUGUCACUACCACUCCCGACCGCCGUUCAGAAGAUCACUGCGUACCGUCAUCUUUACCGGAGCCUUCUGAAAGCAGUUCAGUAUUCCAAGCCAGCAAGAUAUACGGCUAGAGACCAAUUGAGACGGGCUUUUCGCACCGAAGACCCUGCUACUUUCGACCAGCAAAAGAUUGACAACACCAUCGAAUUUCUCAGCUAUGCGGCGAAAGAGGCUGGCUUGGAGCACAAGCUUGUGAAGAACAUUCUUCUGACGAACUGGUGGAAAGCUCGAAUUCAUGCUCCAAGGACGAAGGGGUAAGCCUAUUUGGAUCGGUGCUAAUGAAAUUGCAAUUAAUAAUUCUAUAGGUCCAAAGAGACUAUUGCUGCUGAGAUGCAAAGAAAGUCGACCAUGAAUUAUACUAUGACUUUGGCUAUGCUCAACGAUAGUAUGGGUCUGUGUUUGCGGUAGCAUGUCCACAUUGCUUCUGGGUUAGCAGAGACAACUCCAAGGCCUUAGCAAUAAAGAUUUGAAUGAGUAUACGGUUGAAGUGCGAGUGCCGUGGAGUAUUUCUUUCGAAUUUGUGAGGGGAAAAACUCACGAUGGCCUCUUGAAAAUCUUGGUCAUGAAAAGACUUGGGGGGUUCCAGUGAAUAGCCGUGAUUCAUACUGAGCACUGGAGGUGAAGAACCAGAAAGGUUUAUGGUUGCACGAUUGUGCCUCAAGCUGGGUUGGUAUUUUAUUCACCAUCUUUUCACAUGUAUGAAGCUUGUACUAAUCAAAGUAUAGCAGAAACGAAUUCCUCUUGUGUUGAUAUAAGAGGAAGAAAUUCAGUUUGUGUAUGUUCUGUCACCUCAAGCAACCUAUUGCCACUUCUUUGAGAAAUCUUUUAAGGUGUUUCGUGAAUCAAGAUGUUGGUCUGAUCUGAAGAGCGGUGUCGAAAACGGCCGUUGUACGGUGGAGACGGUUCAAGGUGAAUUGCUGCCGAACACUCCCAGAGGCGAAAAUAAAUGUCAUUUGAAAUAUUAUGUUCUUGAUCAGGAAACUGAGUUGAAGGUUUGCUGCCAUUCGAGUACAUUGCUAUUAAAGUUGCUGCCAGAUGCCAUUUGAAAACAUUGAUAAAUCUGGAAGGUAUGAAUUGCUGGUUAGAACCUUGCCUGGCGAAAUCUAGCCCUCGCCCUGGUAAACAGACAACAUUUGUAGAUCAUUUAGAUUUCUUCAGAUGCA